Messenger RNA from Aspergillus piperis CBS 112811, 447 nucleotides. RefSeq lists its product as uncharacterized. Lineage: Eukaryota; Fungi; Ascomycota; Eurotiomycetes; Eurotiales; Aspergillaceae. Bases 124 to 447 code for a protein of 107 amino acids. The transcript has 2 exons. The record is from RefSeq and is a predicted model, not a curated record.
CUCAUCUAACCAGAAAAUUAUCAUACUUUCAGCUCUAAAUCCUUUUCCACUGCGCUCAUACAAUUUUCAAUUCCUAUAACCUACCACGCAACUUCAUUCGCCUCCAUCCUCAAUACACUCAAUAUGAAGAUCGCUUCAAUUCUUCUCACUGCCGUUUUUGCUGCGUUUGCGGCUGCUGCACCUGUUGCAAGCGAGGACAGCCAUGCUGUUAUACCUGUCAACAGCUGUCAUCAUCAGCGGGGAUCCAGUCCAUAUGUUGUGGCUCUUGUGGAUGCCCGCCGACUCUUUGAGCAACAUUGCAGAUAUUUUCAGUCUUACUCCAACAAGCUCGUCCUCUCAUCUGCGUCUUUAUCAUUUGUUUUGUUUGAAUUUUGUGCCUCAGUGCAGGUUUUCCCUGUCAACCAGGUUUUCCUGUGCUUUUAUGUGAAUGCAGAGGCUUAUAUGUAA